Molecule: messenger RNA, 537 nt
Organism: Aspergillus melleus
Lineage: Eukaryota; Fungi; Ascomycota; Eurotiomycetes; Eurotiales; Aspergillaceae
Exons: 2
Coding region: 1-537 (178 amino acids)
Source: RefSeq, a predicted model, not a curated record
AUGGACGGACUUCAAGUCGCUCCCACGCAACAGAAGGCAGUCAACCGAGAUGCCGAAGGCUUGCAGCAUAUCGCCCCGCCGGAGACGGUAUACUAUGGAUCUGCAAACUGCCCUGACUUAUGGAACAAUCCCCUCAAAACACCUGUGAGAAAGAAGACGAUUUGCGGCUUACAACCGGUGGUGUUCUGGCUAUCGGUGAUCAUUGCAGUGCUGCUUGUUGGAGGAGCCAUAGGUGGAGGAGUCGGUGGUUCGUUGGCUAGUAAGAAUCACGACACGAAUACAUCACCUCAGUCAACGAGCGCUCCGAUAUCAAGUGCUUCUAGCCCGUCCACCACUCAAGAAAGCACCACCAUGUCGACGACUUCGUCUGCCCCCGUCACCUCUGGCACCACCGGAAUCGCAACGGAUCCCUGUCCGGCCAUCAAUCAGACCACCAUUCGAGCCUCCACCGGGUCGUUAUUCUCGGUUCUCUGCAGCGUGGACUGGCCUAAGGGGGUCAAGUCGGCCGAUGGGAGGGGCAAAGUGGACGAUACUUAA